CAAACGACUGGUCUGAAACUUACGCUCUAAGCCAGUCAUCAGGCAAAGACCAUCGCGGUCUCUUCAAACCCGAAUCCCAAGGAAUUAUCCGCAAUCACACUUCCAAGCAUCUCGACUGCAGCGAUGUCGCGAAAGGGCCUGCAACAGGCAUAAAUCUACUUCAUGUGUGUCGACAGUUUUACCGAGAUACAUCAACGAUGCCGUAUAGCGUCUCGACAUUCUGGUUCAAUGACGAGUUUGCGAUGGAGACUUUUAUUAUGGAAGCUCUUACAGCUCGGCAACGUGAAGCUAUUACGCAUAUCCAAGUUGGCCUGAGUGUGCGGGCUGGUAUGAAUUUCGCUACGUGUCUACAAUCAAUGCCUAAUCUCAAGAAACUGGAGCUGAAUGUUGCGUACUUGGACGCCGACUUGUUUACGCCUUGGUUACAGGCUGGCGCACCGGAGCCGGAUGAUGACUUAGAGUUUCCGGUGAAGCUGAGAGCCAGGGUGCAAGUCAUUGCGGGAUUUGAUAAGGGAGACCAGAUUGAUGUUGGAAGAGUCGUUAGGCGACGAGUGGCUUUGAGGUUGGAGAAUUUCUUGCUCGGGCGUCCUGUGGAUGAUGAUGCGCAGGUGCCGAAGGGAAGUUGCGAUCGGUCUAUGUCGACUUGGCGGUAUUUGUUAAGGAAUGGAUGUAGUAUAUAAAAGGAAGUAGCCUACAAGAGAUAACUCGUAAUUGAAUACCCCUUUACCGCUCC
Pseudocercospora fijiensis CIRAD86 is the source of this 733-nucleotide messenger RNA. RefSeq lists its product as uncharacterized. The coding region runs from base 198 to 680 and encodes 160 amino acids. The transcript has a single exon. Lineage: Eukaryota; Fungi; Ascomycota; Dothideomycetes; Mycosphaerellales; Mycosphaerellaceae. The record is from RefSeq and is a predicted model, not a curated record.